AUGGCGUUUCCCAAGGACUACAAUACUUCGUGGGAACGGCCAUCACAAUACUUCACCACCAUCGAUCAGAUCAACAGAUCCAAGCUUAUGUUAUGCGAAGAAACUCUUUUGAUGAGCGUGAAGAUGAUGUCGACCUACCUGGAAAUCACCGGCGACCAUGAAGGUGUUUCCCAAGGCACUGGCGGCAUUACCGGCCGAUGUUUUGAUCAGUAUUUCUGGUAUGCACCUGCUUGCCGGCGCAAUUCGUCAAGUUGCAUUCCUUGCUUUACGGGCGGCACUGGUUGGGGCAGCCUUGAAAUGCUUCAGAAGGCCACUUUUCUGGGCAUACCGUUGGCAUGGAUUACAGCCAAAGACUGGAAUGCUUACUCGGCCUUGCCAAAGGACUAUGAUUCCAUCUUUUAUUGGUGGACACCGGAUCCCACCUUUCUUAGUUUGAAUGCCGAGCAGAUCAUGUUCCCUGCGCAUAAUGGGGUAGAGUGGGCCAAAGGCGAUCACCGGUCUGCGGCCUUUGCAAUUCAAAUCGACAAGUAUAUUAGUCAGGACGGAAGUACUUGA
Molecule: messenger RNA, 555 nt
Organism: Durusdinium trenchii
Lineage: Eukaryota; Dinophyceae; Suessiales; Symbiodiniaceae
Source: the annotation of a GenBank genome assembly